CAGCCGAUCUGUGUGGUCCGUUUGCCCUGCUUGCUUUUUCGGCCCUCUGCAGUCUGCAGUCUGCACGCGCCGUUGGCCGUCUUGGGCCCGGCGGCCUGCAGCACAUAUUUAGCGGAAGAAUUUCCCACUUGCGAGGUCCGAGUCUCGAUCACAGAACAAAAAAAAAAUUAUGACAACCGACUGACGCGAUGGAUCCGUUGAGCAUCGCGGCCAGCGUCGCCGGGCUGGGCACCCUCGCCUACCAGAUGAUCGGGUACCUCGCCCAGGUCAAGUCUGGAGGCAAAGAGCGGACGCAGCUCCGCGAAGAAGUCACGCACCUCUGGUUAACGCUCACAGCGCUGCAGGAGAUCCUCUCCCCCGAUGCGAUCAAAGAAGACCGAAUCCCCGACGCGAUCCGACCGCUCCUCGCGCCCGACGGCGUCAUCCAGCAGAUCAAGGCUCAGGUUGAGGAUCUCGACGACAAGAUCAAGACGCAGAGUUCCCAUUCGCGGAUCGCGCAGUCGCUCGCGUGGCCGUUUACGCAAAAGGAUGCGAUGCAGAUUAUCAAUCGUAUCUCGAGACUGCAGGCGACACUCCACAAUAGCCUCACGCAGGCGAAUUACCGGGUCGCACAGGACACAUACCGGGAUGGACAGGAGGUGAAAAAGGCGAUCAACGAGGCGAAACUGAAAGAGUUGAUCGAGUGGAUCUCGCCGCUGAACUUUGUCGCGAAGCAGAGCAUGAUCUGGAGCCAGCACCACAAGGGGACGUGCAGGUGGUUCCUCGACCGGGACGAUUUCCGCGAAUGGCGCGAGGGGGAAGGUACGAUCCUCUUCUGUCCAGGCAUCCCCGGUGCUGGCAAGACCUUCCUCUCGUCCAUCGUCUACAACGAGCUGGAGAGCCUGCGACUGCGCGAGGAAGGCGGCGUCAAGGGCGCGGCCGUCUUCAUGCUCUACUGCAAAUGGGACGACCCUUUAUCACAGCUGCUCGACAACCUGCUGCCCAGUCUGAUCAAGCAGUGCGUGCAGCGCUACGGGGCGGUCGGCGACCACCUCGUCGAGCUCUUCGAAAAGCACAGCAAGGAAGGAACGAGGCCCGCGCGCGAGCAGGUCCUGUCAACGCUGACUCUGCUCUUCCGCCGGUUCACCAAGGUGUUUGUUCUCCUCGACGGGCUGGACGAGCUCAAGGAAGAGAGCGAGCGACUCCAGCUCGUCCGCACCCUGGAAAGCAACUGGCGCGACACAGUACCGGUCAACCUGAUGGUCACCUCUCGGCCGUUGCCAAACAUCUCGCGGCAUUUUCGCGAUGUGCCCUACCGGAUCGACUGCGACGGGUGCAACAAGGAGGACCUGAAGGCGCAGUACCACUGCGCGGGGUGCGAGUCGCAGGACGACGUCAGCUACGACCUGUGUGAACCCUGCUUUAUGGACUACAAGCGCUGUGGCAACAAGGGUCACUCGCUUUUCUACCAGUACAAUGCCAGCAUCAUCCCCAUCGCCGCCGUGGAGGAGGAUCUGACCACCUAUGUCCAAUGGCGGACAAGCACCUCGGACUUUCUGCAACAGUGUGUCGACAUGAAGGACGGACUGAUGGAUAAAAUCCUGAAGACGGUCGUUCGGGACAACGGGGGCAUGUUCCUGUUGGCGAAAUUCAACAUGGACACCCUGGACUCGAAGCUCAACAUCAAGCAGGUCAUGCGCGCCCUGCAGAGCUUACCAAAAGAGCUCGAUGGGACGUAUACCGAUGCCAUGACCCGCAUUACGGAGCUGCCCGCAUCGACCAAAGAGAGCGUCUUGGAUUUCCUCCGCUGGGUCGUCUUCGCCGAGCAGCCUCUGCAUGAGCGCGCGAUCGAGCAUGCCCUCGCCGUCGAACAGGGCGACGACGACAUCGACGAGGACAGCAUCAUCCGCGCCAGGAUUCUCGCCAACAAGUGCGCUGGCCUCGUCCAGUUCGACGAGUCCGACUGCCUCCGGUUGGUUCACUACUCCGCAGAAAACUACUUCACCCAGCACCGCGAUCGCUGGUUUCCUGACGGAAGCCCCAAACUGACCUCGGCCUGUCUUUCGUACCUCCAGUUCGACGCUUUCAAGACUGGCGCCUGCUCGGGCCAGGACGAGGCCGUGGAGUUUGACGAGCGCCUGGAGAAAUACCCCUUUCUCCGCUAUGCGGCCAUGAGUUGGGGAAAGCACUUGCGCCUGGAGCCCACUGAUGACCUGGAGGCGCAAGCCAUCAGCUUCCUCACCCACCCUGGCUGUCUCGCCUCUGCGACGCAGGCCCUGUGGUACCUGGACAGCCAGGGGGGGAUCAGCUGGGACGCAAAGGACGGCUCGCCAAUCCACCUUGCCACGCACUUUGGCCUUCACCACCUGGUAGAGGAGUUGAUCAUGCGAGGGUACAAGGUCGAUCUCCGCGAUAUCAACGGCGCGACACCGCUCGCUCUCGCGGUGAUCCGAAACAACCGCGACAUUGCCAGGACGCUUCUCAGAGCCGGCGCCUCGGUCAAUUCGGUCGACAACAACGGACGCGCUCCGCUCCACCAGGCGAUACGGUAUGGAAGACCUGACAUGGCCAGGCUGUUGCUUGACCAGCCGGGCAUUGAUAUCAACCUCGGGCACCCAAAAUGGUCAUAUAUGACCCCACUGAUCACCGCCGCUGUAUGGGGGGCAGUCAACGUGAUCAACAUGCUGCUCGCCAGGCCGGAAAUCCAAGUGAACAAAACAUGCACCAGUCCUUCAGUGGGGACCACGGCGUUGAUCUACGCUGCACACCAAGGCCAGACCGAGGCCGUCAAAGCACUGCUGACCCACCCGGACAUCGACAUCGAUGCCAAGGACAAUAGCUGCUCAACGGCGCUGACCUACGCAUCUCAAGGAGGUUACUACGCGACGGCCGAAGCGCUGCUCGACAAAGGGGCAGAUACUGAAGUCCUCCAAGCAGGCUCAGAGGGCACGGCCAUCAUGCGCGCAAUCGACGGCAACCAAAUCUCCAACGUCAAGCUCCUUAUCAAGCGUGGAGCGAAUCUGCACCACAAGGACAUCUUUGGCCGCGGCGUCCUGCAUUCUGCAGCCGUCAAUAAACGGGCGGAGAUCCUCCGCAUCCUCCUCGCCAAAGACCCAACCUUGGACGUCAAUAUGCGGGACGCCCAUGGAAAGACUACUCUCCAUGAUAUAGCCCGAUGGGGACACACCGAGACAAUCGAGGUCCUCCUCGCGCACGGGGGCGACCCCACGAUCAAGGAUAAUCAUGGCCGGACUCCGAUGCGCGUUGCCCGCGAGAUGAAUCUUCCGCACGUGCUCGACAUGUUCCGCGCCGCGCGAGAGCGGCAAAAGGCAGAGAAACAAGCGACCGGCCGAACGAACUCGGGCCUCCAGCGCACAGACACCGGGUCCAUCGUACCAGGGACGAAGCGAACGGACACCAACGUCUCUCUCACCGGCGCCCUUCCCAUCUGGUCACUCGCCCGCUCAGACAAGCUCGAAGAGCUAAAAGAGAUCUUGCCAGAUGCAUCGGUCGACGAGAUCAACCUGACAGAGCCGGACAUGGGUCAGGCCGCGCUGCACUACGCCGUGGACGAAAGCAGCAUCGAAGUCGUGCAGCUUCUCAUCAAGCAUGGCGCCGACAUCAACAUGCCGAACCGAUACGGGCGAACACCACUGCACAUCGCAGCCAUGUACAACCGGUGGGAUUCGGCAGAAGCCCUCCUCGACGCGGGCGCCGACAUGACCCUGAGGGAUAUCUGGGGCCACCAGGCACUCCUGAUGGCGGAGCACAUCGACAGGAGCGUGGCUCUCCUCCUCAUUACGCGCGGGGCGCCUCUUGACGCUUCAUCGAUGAACCUCGACUCGUACCUGAAUCUGGCCGCGCGGGGUGGCUAUGUAGAGGCGGCCAAAAGACUAGUCGCCGCGGGCGCUGAUGUUUGGGGGAAAAACACUUACGGCAAAUCGAAAUAUGCGAUUGCCAAGGAGCAUGGCCAUGAAGAGCUGGCGAAGAUCAUUCUGCAGCUUGCGCCCCGGCCAUCGCUGUCGGAGCAGGAGGAGACGGGAUCGACUAUAGGAAGUGGAACGAGCGUUGGGACCGAUGCAACGGAUGUCACCGAGUCCACCAAUGUUACUUCCGAGAGUGUAUCUCAGGAGAAAGCGCCAGAGUCUCAGGAGAAGGAGAGCAAAGAGCAAGAGAGCCACGCUCCCGAGAAGGAGAAGAGCCCUGAGCGGACUGAGCCGGUAGCACCUGCCUCGACCGCCGUGCAGGCCGUACAGGUCACUGAGCUGAACAAGGCAAGCGCAUUGUUAUCACGUCAUUUAUAUACCCUCGUCUGGAUUCUUGUCGUCAUCACAGCGACUACGGUUGCCCGGAUCUAUUAGCGAUCCUUAUAUUUUACGCAUGCAUGAAUGAGCGACGUCUGUAUUUUAGAGCGAGGCUUUUAGAUAUCCAUCUGAAUUUAUGUUACAAUAACCUAUACACACCUCCCCGAGUUAAACAGCACUCGCCUAGUCACCCAGUGGGUGAGGUUGCAAGAUCUGCCCAU
Messenger RNA from Aspergillus calidoustus, 4504 nucleotides. Lineage: Eukaryota; Fungi; Ascomycota; Eurotiomycetes; Eurotiales; Aspergillaceae. The record is from the annotation of a GenBank genome assembly.